AUGGAUCGUAACAAGUAUUAUGGUGGGCUAAGCGCAUCUCUCACACCUCUAGAAACUUUUUAUGAACAUUUUGAAAGAAAAGAUAAACCCGCUGAGAAAUAUGGCCGAGGAAGAGACUGGAAUGUUGAUCUAAUUCCUAAGUUUUUGAUGGCUGAUGGUAAGAAUACCCCCAUUGAGUGCCAGCAGUCUCCUGUUGUCAAGUAAAAUCAUCUGGCAUUAGACAGAGUAAAAUCACUUUAGGGGACAUCAGCGCACAAUGCCAAUCUGAUUAACCCAAUGAGUGCUGGCAGCACUCUCGUCUCAGGGACCCUUGAUGUCAUUUAUUGAGUAAAAUCACUUUGUGUUAGAUAGAAGCAGUCAGUGAUAAAUGUCUGAUCAAUAGGGUUGGGCGAUAUUUCGAUAUUUUGAUUUGUCGCGAUAUUUUCAAUCGCGAUUAUUGUAUCGAAGGUAGAAACUUGAGCGACAAUAUGUCGAAAUUAUCUUCAUGCUCGUUGACUAUCAUGAUAUUGCUUCGUAUGUGUAUAUACCUUUUAUAAAAUCCUAAAAAAAUAUUUCAGUUCCUAGAAAAUAUAGUUUUUAAAAGAAUUAAAACUAUUUCCUGAAUUGAAUACAAAAUUAAUACGAUACCAAAGCUAUUAUUUAUGUAUCAAUCCGCUGAACAACGAAAUUACAGUCUUUUCUUGCGCUCAUGUGUGCCAGCGGAGACAUACAGUUGUAGACACUGCAGACAUAGUAGACAUGCAGUUCUGGUUUAAUGACCAUGAGUAAAUAUUAGACUAGAAAAAGGCUUCGUAUUACUAUAAUUUGUUGUUUUACUUGUUUUUAAUAAGAUUAUAUAUCAGCUUACUAUGCUUUGAUAUUAAUUAAAAUUGAAAAAUGUGGUCAUUGUUUUUAUUGCAUUUAUCGCCGCAGGGGUUUCAAAAUAAGCCGGCGGCCGGCGGAGUUCCGCCGGCUACUUGAACUUUUACCGCCGGCUACUAGUUUCGUCUGGUCACAGGAAAAAUUUUAUAUACUGUACAAAGGUACAAGCGAACCAACACGAUGUUUGUUAUGUUCCAAUUGGAAUUCAAGUUGGGCGGUCUCGAAUUUCCCUGAAAUCAAUCGACGGCAAUGGCGUUAAAAAUUGCCGUAGAACGUAACAGCUGUCUACGGCAAUUUUGUCAGUUUCCACGGCAUUUUUUCAAAUUACUGUAAUAAAAAUUUAAUUUUAUUGUUACUUUGGAUUGCUGACAAGCUAGAAACAUGUUUACGUAUUUCUUUAGUGUGUUUUUUUUUUCGAAGAAAACUGAGACUAAAAUUAUAGUAAUUUACGGAUGAUUUGAUCAACAUCUGAAUUCAAGUAUCAAAAUAGUAAUGCACAGUGAACAGUUUAAAAAUUAUACUAUACGGCAAAAAAUUGCCGUCGUUGCCGCAAUGAUCCACGGUAUUUUGUUCUCCCUCUACGGCAAUUGCCGCGAUAAAAUUCAAGCCCUGAAUUCAAGCAAAACAUCACUUAUUUUGGAAGAUCAAUAAGAUAAAUUAUAAUACAUAGUACCAAACAUAGCAAAAGAAAGAAGAAGGGAUGAAGUGAAGUUCAUUACGUACAUAAGUAUAACAUCAUUUGAUUAAUGAUUUCGGACUCAUAAAUUAAUACUAUUCUAUUACUGUAGUGUACAUUGUCAUUCUGUUCAUGCAGCUGUAAAAAUUAAACUACUAGUAGCACAUUAAAGUACAUUGUCACUUACAAGUAAAAAUGCAAAUGACAUCUAAAUCUAACAUGUUAACAGUUGUACUUUGUCUUUUUACGUAUUCUAUAUUAUUUGAUUGUUAAUUUGCGGCGAAAAUUUUUUAAAUUUCCAUGCGAGGGCACGCUCCCCUCCCCGCGCGAUUUUUUAACUAUCAGUCACAGCCGGCUACUUUUUUGGUACAACCGCCUACUUCAAAUCAUUCUGAAACCCCUGCGAUAGAUAUUAUCGAAUAUCGUGAUAAUUUCCUUGACAAUAAUCGUGAAAUGAUUUUUUUAAUAUCGCCCAACCCUACUGAUCAACUGUGCAGUAUCUCAGACACUGGCUAACAAUGAUUGGCCAGCUUUUCAAAAUUUAUAUUCAAUUUGAUUUUCAAUUUGAUAGCUCAUGCUGAUCACUUCCUGCAUGAUCAAUCACGUUGUAAAAGCAGUCUCAAUGAUACAUUGCAUAUUUGUGUUUUGGAAUUUUCUGCAUGUCUGGUGCCAAAAUUUCAGACCCAGAUCAUGUAUUCUAUUUAGGCCAAAAAAAAUAUGUGGUUUCGUAUUUCUUCUUGUAAAAACUUAGGUAGGGUAGGUCGGUUUUAACUUCUUUUUUUUCAACUUUUUUUAAAAUUUUCCUAACAACCAGAAGCCAUUUUGACACAAACGUUUUCCUCUAAGUUCAAAUACUUACAAGGAUGAUCCAAUAAAAAAGUUUAGGGUCAGGAUUUUGGCAUCCAAAAGCUAGGUAGGGUCGGGAAACCGGAAACCCACAAACCCACAUUUUUUUUGGCCUUAUGAAAUGUUGCUGGAACAGUACACUUGUCAAACCUUUAUUUUGUUAAUCUAGAGCUUGAAGUAUCCCCUGUGGCAAUGUGUGAUUGCCAACUGUCAUCCUAAUUUGACUGGUGCUUAAUACCACUCAAAGGGAUAUUUCAAUACUGGCAGUACUCUACCACCGACAAGUAAAAUCAUCUGGCAUUAGACAAAAUAAAUAUUAGUAGGGUACAUUUGGGCACAUUGCCAGUCAAUGGGUUAAUAAGAGACAAUGGCACAUAGGUUUGUUAACCUAUUUACUGGCAGUACUCUAGCGCUGACGAGUAAAAUUGUCUGGUGUUAGUAAUACUAAACUACUAAAGUAGGGCACAUUUGGGCACAUUGCCAGUCAAUGGGUUAAAUAUUGUAUUUUGUACAUAUUGCGAUAUUUUACGUUUCAGGUGAACUUGUUAAGAUCCUGAUUCUCAGUGGUGUAACACGAUACCUAGAGUUCAAGCAGAUUGACGGAAGUUUUGUCUACAAGAGUGGUGGCAAAAUCUACAAAGUACCAGCUAACGAGAAAGAGGCUCUUGCCUCAUCGCUUAUGGGAAUUUUCGAAAAACGGAGAUUUAAAAAUUUCUUGCAUUUCGUUUCAAAUUUUGACGUAGAAGAUCCCAAAACAUGGCAAG
Messenger RNA from Paramuricea clavata, 3147 nucleotides. Lineage: Eukaryota; Metazoa; Cnidaria; Anthozoa; Malacalcyonacea; Plexauridae. The record is from the annotation of a GenBank genome assembly.